AUGAUGCACAAAUAUGGCAACUUUUCUAAUUUAGGCGCACAGUUCCACGAGGGUGAGCCUGUCUAUCCUGAGGAGAACUCUGUAGAUGAAUGGAACGCUGUGUUCCCUGAUGUUCCUCUCUUUUCUAGACAAGGGGACAAGCAACCUACCUAUGUGUUUGUAUGGAAAACCUGGGGUAAAUACUGGCAGGUGUGCGAUGGCCCUCCUUCAUCACUGACCAUUGGCACUGAUGAUGUUCCUCUUGCCUCUUACAUGAUGGAUACCAUCACCCUUCAUGACCCCAGCCAAUACCUGAGCAAAUCAGAUGUGACUUUUAACUGGAACUUCGGGGAUGGCAGUGGCACUGUAAUCUCCAGGGAACUCACCGUCACACACACUUACACUGCAGCUGGAGCUUUCAAGGCCCAAGUUGUCGUACAAGCAACUAUUCCGGAUUUAUCUUGUGCCACUCCAACAAACCUUCCCAAUGAGGCCCGUCCCACCACCAACACCCUCACCACUGAGAGCCCCAUCCACCCUACUGAACACAUCACUACCAUCACCCUUCAUGACCCCAGCCAAUACCUGAGCAAAUCAGAUGUGACUUUUAACUGGAACUUCGGGGAUGGCAGUGGCACUGUAAUCUCCAGGGAACUCACCGUCACACACACUUACACUGCAGCUGGAGCUUUCAAGGCCCAAGUUGUCGUACAAGCAACUAUUCCGGAUUUAUCUUGUGCCACUCCAACAAACCUUCCCAAUGAGGCCCGUCCCACCACCAACACCCUCACCACUGAGAGCCCCAUCCACCCUACUGAACACAUCACUGCAGAUCAUGCUACCAGUCAGUCUUCAGCUCCCAUUCAGAAAUCCACACCUGCAUCUACAAUGAAAACUAUUCCACCCGCACCUACAAAUGGAUUUCAAACAGGAUCCAGUCUUGAGAAGGUCUUUGAUUUUAGAUCUGCAUCUGAGAUGUCUGAAGCUUUGUAUACGGCCACAAAGACAACACUGGAGGCAACUGAGGGCAUUGAGAGUGUGCAGAUCGUCCAGGUGACUGUAGCUGAUGAUUUUCUGCUAACACAGAUGGAGCAGAAUGCUGUUGAUUUCCCUGUUUCCUGCCAAGGAAGCCUCCCCACUGAAGUGUGCACUGUAGUAUCGGAUGCAGACUGGCAUGUGCCAGUUACGACCAUCUGCAUUGCUGUGAGCCCCUCCUCAGACUGUCAACUCAUCCUUCGACACUUCUUCAAUGACUCUGGGAUCUUCUGUAUCAAUGUGUCCAUGAUGAAUGAUGUCAGUCUGGCUGUCACAAAUGCCAGGGUUAAUAUUAAC
Molecule: messenger RNA, 1311 nt
Organism: Sinocyclocheilus grahami
Lineage: Eukaryota; Metazoa; Chordata; Actinopteri; Cypriniformes; Cyprinidae
Product: melanocyte protein PMEL-like
Exons: 7
Biological process (GO): melanosome organization
Cellular component (GO): plasma membrane; melanosome
Source: RefSeq, a predicted model, not a curated record